Erythranthe guttata (spotted monkey flower) is the source of this 1039-nucleotide messenger RNA. It is a transcript of the gene HBP1, whose product is annotated as SOUL heme-binding family protein. NCBI's taxonomy places the organism in Eukaryota, Viridiplantae, Streptophyta, Magnoliopsida, Lamiales, Phrymaceae. The record is from RefSeq and is a predicted model, not a curated record.
CAUUUCCAAAUGCUCCACUAUUUAUUUAUUUAUUUAUUUAUUUAUAUAGAGUAAUACAAUUCUGAAGUUGAUAAUAUCAUCAAUCAAAAUGGCUGCGUUUCACCUAUUCAAGCUCUCUAUCCUCCUCGUCUCUCUCUUCUCCGCCUCCACCUUGACGGCUAACAAGGGCGGCGCCGGCGCCGGCGGCGUUGGGGUAUUUCCUCCGACAUGCGACCGCAUCGAGUGCCCAACCUACGACGUCAUCCACGCCGGAACUGAUUUCGAAAUCCGGCGUUACAAUUCGAGCAUGUGGAUUUCAACCCAGCCAAUUGAUGACAUUUCAUUGGUCGAUGCUGGCAAAAUUGCCUUCUUUCAGCUAUUUGACUACAUCCAGGGCAAAAACGACAACAACGAAAAAAUCGAAAUGACAGCUCCUGUAAUAUCCGAAGUAAAACCGAGCGACGGGCCCUUUUGUGCGUCGUCUUUUGUUGUCAGUUUCUUUGUUCCGACAAAGAACCAAGCCACCGCCCCAUCAGCAAAAGGUCUUAAUCUCCAAAAAUGGGGGCUGACGUAUGUUGCUGUAAGACAAUUCAGCGGUUUCGCAAUGGACGAUGAUGUCGGUCAACAAGCUGCUGCAUUGUACUCCAGCAUCGAAGGGACUGUUUGGUCGGAAGCAAUUGACAAGAGCCACUCCGCGAAAGAUUCCGCCGAGUACAUUGUUGCUCAGUACAAUUCGCCCUUUGAGUUCAAGAACAGAGUCAACGAGAUUUGGUUGACUUUCGAUAUGGAGGCUACGUUUUUAGCUGCAGCAGCAGUUUGAGUAAGCAAAUCCUGAAUUAAAUUCUUGCUAUAUUAUGAAGUGUUGGAUGAAACUAUUUGGCCUGGUAAUUACUUGUAAUUAACUUUGGUAUGCGAACGUUGUUUCGGGUGUUGGUGUAAUUCUUAGGGGAAGUUAUGUGUAAUCUUGACCGCUUGUAAGUGGGCCCCACAAAUAAUGUCCGCAGGAUCGACGGUCAUGAUUCUUUGAGCGGAAUAAGCAUGAUCUUUCUUCUUCAUGUAA